AUGGCGACUCCAGAAAUUACCAUGAUGAAUGCGGCCACUUCAAGGCGCAUGGCAUGCAAGCUAACGUCUUCGUUGUUGGGCUUCAUUAAAGAUGAGGCAGAGGCCUACAUCGAUCGAUUGAAAGCUUCAUCAAGAGGGACCACGGACACUUCGCCGUCGUGUCUCAAUUUCAACUCGCCUGCCAACCCAGUGAGCCAAGACGCACUGCCACCAGCUCUCCAUGAAUUUCCCAUGGUACCCCCGGAAGGUGUCGGCGAUGCCGUCAACAAGGGGAAUGAUUCUGAUCUGGUAUAUCGUCAACAGAGUCUGGAAACAUCUGGGCCGGAUUCCCGAGGCCCACCACAGGUUAUCACCACUCAACAAGCACCAGCAAGAGAGUGUGACUUACCCUCAUUCCCAAUGGAUGACGGUAUGAACAUUGACCCCUCGGAUAUCGGAUUCUACCCGCAGGAUGGCCUUGGGUUUCAAACGGAGAUCAACGAGAACAUAGGUGCAGCAUUCCUCGAGCCAAUCACGAGGUUCUCGUCCGCUGUAUUCCGCAGCCAGGCCGAGACGUCGGUCAUGGCAUCCGUGGUGGCUGAAUACAUUGCAUGGCUUCGUAAGGCACCUCCCGGCGGCGGCAUGCCAACGGCACGCGAGAGCCCGGUGUACCUGGGCAUGCUCGAGACCCUCGAGACCCGCCUCCAGGAGCUCUGCGAUAUGAGCAAGUCGAGAAGCGUCGUAGCUUUGCGCGAGUUGGUAGCUGCGCUCGAAGCCCUUGCGCCAGCGGGCGGUGCUAUGGCUGUGAGACUGGCUAGCCUGGAGGACGAUGUCGAGAAAGAAGCGAGGGAGAGGGCCGAGGUCUUUCGUUCUCGGUAUAAUCCAUGCGCACUGUUGUCGCAACAGUCUGGCAAUACUUCUUAA
Molecule: messenger RNA, 903 nt
Organism: Diaporthe amygdali
Lineage: Eukaryota; Fungi; Ascomycota; Sordariomycetes; Diaporthales; Diaporthaceae
Exons: 2
Coding region: 1-903 (300 amino acids)
Source: RefSeq, a predicted model, not a curated record